AUGGAUAAUUUGAAGCUGUUGUAUGAGCUGGGCAGAUUAGAAGAUCUUGUGGAAGAAAGAGUAAGGCUAACAUCAGUACUUAAGAUACGACCUUCGUCCAAGGAUAAUUUAAAUCUAAAACGGCAGUUGGAUAAGGCCUUGGACCUGCUACAUGAAACUGCAAACAAUAAUGAAGAAAAUUUGGAAAAGUAUUCUAAGCGGUAUUCUGAGAUUUUGCUUGAAAUUCCAGACAAAGUGAUUGAUUUGGCCUUAUAUGAGUUCGAGCUACCAGUCAAAGGCCAGUCACCCGAUGAUGAUACCAGUGAUGCACUUGGUUCCCGAGAUUUGCCCAAGAAAGUUCGGUUCAAGGACGAAAAUCUGGUCAGCUACAAUGAAUCUGAACAAUUUGAACCAUACCACGACGAGCCACAACCAGUUCCUAAGAUAGACGCUAAGGUUGAGGAUGAUAGGAUGAAACUUUUAAACCGGGCUGAACCAUCACAGGCUGCGGUGACUGCACCCGCCUUAUCGAACCAAGGGCUGUUCAUACAGCAGCAGCAGCAGUUGCUGGAGCAGGAUACGUACUUGGAUGCCUUGGGUGAGUCUGUUCGAAAAUCGCACGAUUUUGCAAUGGAUAUAAAUGACGAAGUGACAGAGCAGAAUAAUCAAGUCCUGCACGAUCUGGAAAGUCUUGUUGAUAACAGUGGGAGAAACCUUGAUCGCGCCAAGAGGAGGCUACAGGUUUUUGAAAGUACGGCAAGAGAGAACGGACCAUGUUUCAUUAUCCUACUGCUUAUACUGAUAUUACUACUCUUAUUGAUAAUGCUGUGA
This is a messenger RNA of Torulaspora globosa, 810 nucleotides long. RefSeq names its product syntaxin (gene SYN8). Gene Ontology annotation, molecular function: SNARE binding; SNAP receptor activity. Gene Ontology annotation, cellular component: endomembrane system; SNARE complex. Gene Ontology annotation, biological process: intracellular protein transport; vesicle fusion. The record is from RefSeq and is a predicted model, not a curated record. Bases 1 to 810 code for a protein of 269 amino acids. NCBI's taxonomy places the organism in Eukaryota, Fungi, Ascomycota, Saccharomycetes, Saccharomycetales, Saccharomycetaceae. The transcript has a single exon.